AUGGCGGCCGGCGUGGCAGCAUGGCUCCCAUUCGCCAGGGCGGCGGCCAUUGGCUGGAUGCCUGUGGCCUCCGGGCCCAUGCCAGCUCCCCCGAGGCAGGAGCGGAAAAGGACUCAGGAUGCGCUCAUCGUGCUGAAUGUGAGUGGCACCCGGUUCCAGACCUGGCAGGACACCCUGGAACGGUAUCCGGACACGCUGCUGGGCAGCUCGGAGCGGGACUUCUUCUACCACCCCGAGACCCAGCAGUAUUUUUUCGACCGUGACCCGGACAUCUUUCGCCAUAUCCUAAAUUUCUACCGCACUGGGAAGCUCCACUAUCCACGCCAUGAGUGCAUUUCUGCAUAUGAUGAAGAGUUGGCCUUCUUUGGCCUCAUCCCAGAAAUUAUCGGCGACUGCUGUUACGAGGAGUACAAGGACCGUAGGCGAGAGAACGCUGAGCGUCUGCAGGACGACGCGGACACUGACACCACGGGGGAGAGUGCCCUGCCCACCAUGACUGCCAGGCAGAGGGUCUGGCGGGCCUUCGAGAACCCGCACACCAGCACCAUGGCUCUGGUGUUCUACUACGUGACAGGCUUCUUCAUUGCUGUCUCCGUCAUCGCCAAUGUGGUAGAAACAGUGCCAUGUGGGUCUAGCCCCGGCCACAUUAAAGAACUGCCCUGUGGAGAGCGGUACGCGGUGGCCUUCUUCUGCUUGGACACCGCCUGUGUCAUGAUCUUCACUGUUGAGUACUUGCUGCGCCUCGCUGCAGCACCCAGUCGUUAUCGCUUUGUGCGCAGUGUCAUGAGUAUCAUCGACGUGGUGGCCAUCCUGCCUUAUUACAUUGGGCUGGUGAUGACAGAUAAUGAGGAUGUCAGUGGAGCCUUUGUCACACUCCGAGUCUUUCGAGUCUUCAGGAUCUUUAAGUUUUCCCGCCACUCUCAAGGCCUGCGCAUCCUGGGGUACACCCUGAAGAGCUGUGCCUCGGAAUUGGGCUUCUUGCUCUUUUCACUUACCAUGGCUAUCAUCAUUUUUGCUACAGUUAUGUUCUACGCAGAGAAAGGGUCUUCAGCCAGCAAGUUCACCAGCAUCCCUGCAGCGUUUUGGUACACCAUCGUUACCAUGACAACAUUAGGGUAUGGUGACAUGGUACCAAAAACCAUAGCGGGGAAGAUUUUUGGUUCCAUCUGUUCACUGAGUGGGGUCUUGGUCAUCGCUCUGCCUGUUCCAGUGAUUGUGUCCAACUUCAGUCGAAUCUACCACCAAAAUCAACGAGCAGACAAACGAAGGGCACAGAAGAAAGCUAGACUGGCCAGGAUCCGGGCAGCCAAAAGCGGAAGUGCAAACGCUUACAUGCAGAGCAAACGCAACGGUUUACUCAGCAACCAGCUGCAGUCCUCGGAGGAGGAGCAGGCCUUUGUUACCAAAUCGGGCUCCAGCUUUGAAACCCAGCACCACCACCUGCUUCACUGCCUGGAGAAAACCACGAACCAUGAGUUUGUGGAUGAGCAAGUCUUUGAAGAAAGCUGCAUGGAAGUAGCCACGGUGAACCGUCCUUCCAGUCACAGUCCCUCUCUCUCCUCACAACAAGGAGUCACCAGCACGUGCUGCUCACGACGACACAAAAAAACUUUCCGCAUCCCUAAUGCCAACGUGUCAGGAAGUCAUCGAGGCAGCGUGCAGGAACUCAGUACGAUUCAGAUCAGAUGUGUGGAGAGAACACCACUGUCCAACAGCCGAUCCAGUUUAAAUGCCAAAAUGGAAGAGUGUGUUAAACUAAACUGUGAACAACCUUAUGUGACUACAGCAAUAAUAAGCAUCCCAACACCUCCAGUCACCACACCAGAAGGAGACGACAGGCCAGAAUCUCCUGAGUACUCCGGAGGAAACAUCGUCAGGGUUUCUGCUUUGUAAGACAAUGGGAAUAGGCUUAAGAAAAAAUUAAGCCCUGGCUGUGGGAAGAAUCUCAGUGUAGAACAAAGAAGAACCAAUAAACCUUUUGCAGAUUAAGACAGCAGAACAAGAAGGUUGGUAGUGAAAUAGAAGUACAGCUCCCAAAGUUGAGGAUGUGAACGAAAACCACCAAAUGGCAUUUCUAGACAGUUUAACCUGUUAUACAGAGGAAUAUUCUGUGGCCCUUUGACUUUGUGAAUGAGCACAAUGAAAUGCCACCUGUUGAUGCUUCUUAUGAUCAGAACUCUUUUUUUAAUAAAACAAAUAAAAUAAAUCUUUGAACAUAAUGUUCCAGUUGAAUGCAAAGCAAAAAAUAUGGAAACAUUUUGAUAAAAAUUUUUCCUGUUAAAACCAUGAACAUUGGCUAUGAGGAAGAUUAUUACAUGUGAAAAAAACUCAUACAACACAUUUGUAUUAACUAAAGGAAACCACCAUAAUGCAUGCUAGAAUUCUUUGGAGCAGUGAUCUCAGUUUCCUUAUGUUGUCUUCAGAAUAGGCAUGAUAACUAUAAUUGUAGAAAGGAGAAAUUUCUGUGCACUUACAACAAACUGAUUGUUCAUGUUUCAUGGUGGGCUGUGCAAAUAAACUCCUUUUAGGACUGCAGUAUUUCUCAUGGGGAUGCUCAUUAGUAAAUCUAAGAUGUUCAGAUAGUUCAGUAUUAAUUAUUGUUUAACCUUGCACCUAGUUAAUGUUACAACUGCAAUAAUUCAUUGUACAUGUAUUGUAUCAAGAAACGGAAUUCUUUUGUUGUACUUUCCAAAUCUUCAUAGAUACAGUAAGAGCCACAUUCAUAGAAAACCUCUGAUGUGGCCUGGUUUUAGGUGACCUUUUAGUUCAAAACUAGUGUCAUAAAUGUUUUUCGGUAGUAUUCGUUGGUCCACUGUAAUCCUGUGACCCAGUGCAUUAUUCAUUCCUGUAUUUCUAUAGCACCUUCCCAUUGCGUUUAUCAUCAGCGGGACUAACGUUUACUGUAGUUCGAAUGACUUUCGUACUUUUGUAUUCCCCGACACAUCACCUUGUAAGUAGAUUACCAUCAAUCCCCUGGUCAAAAACUAGAGAAAAGGAGUUGAAAUUUAUUGAUUAUCUCUAACGUCUUUGCUGUUUAUGGAAAUGCUCAGAUGCUGGAUAUGUCAGUAUGUAUUUUAUGAAGAGUUGACUAGGAUGAAAAUUACAGGAUCAAAGAUCUCAGAAUCUCACUUGAUAUAUGAUUUAUUUUGCUUUCAAUCUUGAAUACAUUUCAAGAAUUACUAAUGUGAAUUAAAACACGGAGAUAAACUGGAGUCUUUGGAUAGGAAUUAUUUGAUGAAAACAUGCCUUCACUGCCAUCCAGGAAGGUAGUACCAGUUUAUCUCAGAAACGUUCCUGUAUUUUUCAAGGUGCAGUCUUCUCCUCUAAGCAGGAGAGGACAGGAGUUUGAUGAUGCAAAGCUGAUUCUCUGUGUACAUUUAAGUGAAAAGUCUUUAUACCUUUUCACCCUUAAAAUAUAUCAGCAGCCAUGUCUGCACGUGACAGUGUAAAAAAACUUUAUGUCAAAUGAAGAGUUUUGUUCAUUCUAAGCCACCACUGUAAGGAGUAAACCUUGGUUUGUAUACACGGAAAGAGUUAAUAAUUAUCCCUCUAUGUAGAGAUUUAAAAAUAAUUAUAACAUCAUAAAGUGAACUAAUCCAACCAUUUUAAAGUAAAGCCAGAAAUUCUUACUUCCCAUUUCUAGAAUAGAUUCUAGAGCAGUGCUACGCACAUAGUAGAUAUUAAUAAACAUUUGCUGAAAGUAAGAUAAACUCAACUGUCUCUUGGGAAGAACUGGCUUUAAUCCUAGUGUGUCUUUUUAAAAGUUACUAAUCUUCCAGCAGCGUAAGUAUUAACAAGCAUAUUAACACCUGCCUCGUGUCACUUUAUGCUUCUAGAGCAAAUAUAUAGUGAAACUCCUUUAAUGGCAUUUAUUGAAAACCUUUUUAAAAAGUAGAUUAAGGAAACAACAAUCAGGAGUACUUGACAUCCUCUGAUUCCCAAUAAGACUUAUUUUCACUGUGUUAAUAUCACAUGAAAGAAAAUGCAGUUAGUUUAUUUUGGUUGACAAUUCUGCCUCCUCUUUUGAUUUAUCACUUAUCCAAAACUAUUAUUAAUUUCUUUAGACUUCUUGAAAAUAUCUUUUUGAUGUUUUAAGUGAUAUUAAAAUAUACUGUGUUGGUGGUGAAUGACUAUUGAAGACUGUGUUAAGUGCAUCUGUAUUGUAAGUGAAAUGUGAUUAUUUCUGUGUAUCAUAUGGAGUAACUAAGGUCAUUGUUUUUGACAAUUUUGUUUGAGAUUCAUAUAUCUUAUUUCAAAGGAUAGCAUAAUAUCUGCAUUAUGCUGGAAAAAUAGACCUUUGGAGAAUACUUAAAUAAAACAUGUGCAUGCUUGAACAGGAUAA
Cavia porcellus (domestic guinea pig) is the source of this 4342-nucleotide messenger RNA. It is a transcript of the gene Kcnd2, whose product is annotated as potassium voltage-gated channel subfamily D member 2. The transcript has 6 exons. The record is from RefSeq and is a predicted model, not a curated record. Gene Ontology annotation, molecular function: protein binding; voltage-gated monoatomic ion channel activity involved in regulation of postsynaptic membrane potential; A-type (transient outward) potassium channel activity. Gene Ontology annotation, cellular component: dendritic spine; voltage-gated potassium channel complex; neuronal cell body. Lineage: Eukaryota; Metazoa; Chordata; Mammalia; Rodentia; Caviidae. The coding region runs from base 1 to 1893 and encodes 630 amino acids. Gene Ontology annotation, biological process: potassium ion transmembrane transport; protein homooligomerization.